UGGAAUGUGGGAAAAGCUGGGGGUGAGGCGGAGAGGAUCCCCGGUGGCUGGUGGUGCUCGCCCAGAGCUCACACCUGUCUUGCUGGCCGGGGCCCUCGGAGGAGCGGUGGGUCCUCUAAACCCAGCACUCGUGUUCUGCGGCCUCUUCCUUCAGAGUUUUAAGAUCUCUGAAAUGAAAGUAAAAUUUUGUUAAGGGUUUGUUCUCACGUUGGUCUUCCUCCAGGAGCUGCUCUAUGAAAACAUACUAUACAUAUAUAUAUAUAUACACACCAUAUAUAUGUAUAUGUCUGUACAGCCUGUCCUUCAGUGAAAAUUGCUGCUGAGUAUUGGGACUGCCAAACUGUUCCCCACCACCCAAGACAUCAGAUUUAGGGUACCUGCCGAAAUGCUUCUCUGCCUCUCUGGGCCGGUGAGCAGGAGAGCAAUAGCCAAGGGGAUGCAGCAUGUCUAGGGGUGUCCUAGGGCAGUCAGGAGGGAUGACACCUUGCAGGUGCCGUCUACCUGUGAUGAGAGAAAACUGGGAGCUCCUCAGUGGACUGUAUUAUAUCAAUCCUUGCAUUUUUAUAUGUAUAUAGUAUUUUAUCCAAUUCCUACAGGAAGCUGGAGCAUCUCAAAGCUUUUUGGCUUACAGGAAAAUCCCAGUAGGAUUGUUCAGAGCAUCCAUGAAUACCCAGAGCACAGAAAUUACAUGGGUCACAUCUAGGGGGCUGUAUUACAGAAAAGGGAAUUCCUGUUGUUGGAAUUUCCUUCUUUUCUGCAAUCACUAGCAAUUAGACUGUUGCAAAAGACUUCUCUUCAAGAUAGUUACUCGGGAACAGCACUGACAACUUGAAUCCAAGGACUUCAGCAACAUUUAUGGUAGCUCUUUGUUCCUUCGAGCAUAUGUGAUACUUCCUUCUAUCCCUCCAAAUAUGAAUCUGCACUGCCUAGUUGCUGCCUUGUAGUGGGAGGGAUGGGCAGGAGACAGCCCUGACUCACUGGCCCUUGGCUGCUGAGGGUGGAGAAUGACAGAGAAAUGUUAACUUCCCUGGAGCUGACGUUGGCUCUGCAAUGGACUGGUGUCCUACUGCACCUCCUGGAGACACACACUCAUCUCACACCAGGGCCCGUUGCUGAACCCUGGGAGAUCUCUCACUGUCAGGACAAUGGGUUGUCUCAUGUAAUUACAGUCUGAGAAUUAGCUUCAGAUGUGGAAGAAUGCAACAAAAUGAAAAAUCUGCAAGUCCUUCAGUGACUGAGUAAGGUCUCCGUUCUCAUGGUUUAUCUGAUUUACUUCUCCUGGAGCCAUGGAUGAGUACAGUCGCUUUGUGGACUGGGACAAAAUGGAUGUGAGUGCCCAGAGCCAGGACACGAAGGAGCUCAGCUGCACCGAGUUCCAGGAGCUCAAGCACCUGGCCCGGCAGGGCUACUGGGCCAAGAACCACUGUCUGAGAGCCAAAGUGUACCACAAACUCAUCAGCAGCAUCCCAUGCCGCACGGUGACCCCAGAUGCCAACGUGUACCGGGACAUCGUCGUGAAGAUUGUGGGAAAGCGCAGCAGCAGCUCCCUGCCCCUGCCGGAGUUUGUGGACAACAGCCUGGUCCCCACGUACUGCCUGAACGCAGAGGGCGUCGGGGCGGUCAGGAAGAUCAUCCUGUGCAUCGCCAACCAGUUCCCGGACAUCUCGUUCUGCCCGGCGCUGCCGGCGGUGAUCGCGCUGCUGCUGCACUACAGCAAGGACGAGGCCGAGUGCUUUGAGCAGGUCUGUCGCAUCCUGGCCUGCAACGACCCCUCCAAGCGGCUCAUCGACCAGACCUUCCUGGCCUUUGAGUCCUCCUGCAUGACCUUCGGGGACCUGGUGAACAAGUACUGCCAGGCAGCCCACAAGCUGAUGGUGGCCGUGUCCGAGGACGUGCUGGAGGUGUACUCGGACUGGCAGCGGUGGCUCUUCGGGGAGCUGCCCAUGGCCUACGUCGCACGGGUCUUUGACGUGUUCCUGGUGGAAGGGUACAAGGUUCUCUAUCGCGUCGCUCUGGCUCUUCUGAAGUUCUUUCACAAAGUCAGAGCUGGGCAGCCCAUGGAGUCCGACAGCAUCCAGCAGGACAUCCGAGCCUUCGUGAGGGACAUCGCCAAGUCAGUGUCUCCGGAGAGGCUCCUGGAAAAAGCCUUUGCUAUCCGCCUUUUCUCUCGGAAGGAGAUCCAGCUGCUGCAGAUGGCCAAUGAGAAGGCUUUGCAGCAGAAGGGCAUCACAGUCAAACAGAAAAGCCUUGCACCUCCCAAAAGGCAGAAUGUGCACUUGGCAGUUCAUGCUGAGAACUUCAAGUCAGAAAUUGUCAGUGUGAAGGAAAUGAGAGACAUCUGGUCAUGGAUCCCAGAGCGAUUUGCUCUGUGCCAGCCCCUCCUGCUUUUCACCACCUUGGAACAUGGCUGUAGCCUGAGCAGGUUCUAUUCCCACAGUGAGGGACACGAACCAACUCUUCUCCUCAUCAAGACAACAGCAAAAGAGGUCUGUGGGGCCUACCUGUCCACGGACUGGAGCGAGCGCCGGCGAGGAGGGAACAAGCUGAGCUUCUUUGGGACUGGAGAGUGCUUUGUGUUCAGACUGCAGCCAGAAGUGGAACGCUACGAGUGGGUGAUCAUAAAGCACCCAGAACUGGCCACGGCUGGCCCAGAGACAGAGAACCACUCCUCCCCAGCUCCCAGCACGCUCUCCUCCAGCAGUGGCCCCUCGGAGCCCUCGGAUCGCCUCUCUCCCUUCCUGUCAGCGCGGCACUUCAACCUGCCUUCCAAAACUGCCUCCAUGUUCAUGGCUGGCAGCAGCGAGUGCAUCAUCGUCGGAGGAGGUGAUGGCCAGGCUCUGUACCUGGAUGCAGAUCUGAACCACGGGAGAACCAGCCACUGCAACACUUUCAAUAACCAGCCAUUGUGCUCUGAAAACUUCCAGAUCUCUGUGCUGGAGGUGUGGGGCUUCAGGGACACCAUGAAUGGUUGACAUGACUGUCAUUAAUCAACUAGGUUUUCAGUUGUUCUAGGAUUCCCACGGCAAAUUCCAAGGCAGGAGCCAAGUUGGAACAUCAUUUUUGCUGGGCUCAGUGCUGUCAGUCAUUCCUAAGUGGUGCACUUGGAUACAGGGCCUAGUUGUUUACUCUUGUUUUAGACAGGUCAAGGUGAAGUAAUGUCAACUCCUUGUCUCUUUACCUCUAGAGCUCUGUAUUCAGGCCCUGUUAUUAGGUAGAAAUGAACGUGUGAUGAUUUCAGACCCAUCCUAGGAGGAUACAGGUCCGUAUCACGGGAUAGGUUUGGCUUUUGUGGUUCCUCGGAGGCACAGCACUGGCUGAGCUGUGCUGCAAAGUUCUGAGCCACUGGCACCAGUACCUGGCCUGAGCCAGGAAUAUCAAAUGUCUUCUCACAGGGAACACUGGUGACCUCAGAUUUGAUGUAGAACAGUAGUUCGUAAAACCAUUGCCCUACUCUGAGCAGACUUUGUGCCGACAAAUCAGUACCAUUAAGUUAUGAAGCUCUUAAUUCACACCAGAACCAUGAUUGCUAAUCCUCUCCUUGUACCAGAACCCUUGGCACGUCCCAGUUGUAUCUGUUUGAGGAGUAUGCCUCUGAGAGAGGCAUCCGGGCUGGACAGUCAUAUCUCCAAGGCUUGAUUUUGUUUACAUUCCUACUCCAUAUCAGUAUGAUGACUUCAGACUGACUUGUGUGUCAGGCAACUGGAAGCCAGAGCAUAUCUGCAGUGCUCAGAAACAGCCCUUUCCUCAUCCUUCCUGGGAGCUGAAAUGGAGCUUUAAAUCUGAGAAUAACUGUGCUGAUAUCCCUGUGUGUUUGGGGAAUUAGACAUGGUGACACAGGAGCUUCAUGCUCUCCCCACAAGCAAAGGAAGAAGAUGGGAGGAAGAUCCUGGAAAAAGUAGCAGUUUCCUGCCAGCAUGUUCUAGUAGGUUCCGGGUGAUGCAGAGAGGCUUUUGCUCAUUCCUGAGCAUUCCUACGGUCCUCUUUGGGCAUGGCAGGUGGCAUGUAAUAUCUGGAGGCAGUUUCCCAGUGUCUUUACCCAAAACUUGCACUGUCAACUGUGGAGCUUCUCCCACAUGAAGCACAAAUACAUAAACAUCAGUGAGUAGUCCAGAGCAUACAACAGGAUGCUCAAAGCUUCAGUGAGUAACUCACCAGUAAGAUUUAUCACAACAGGUAAAAUGAAGGGAAAGAGAAAUUGCUGAUUCUUUCAACAGUUCAGUCUAAAAAAUUGCUGUAAAGUGGGAGAAAUGUUAUUGCUACUUAAACUUGAACUUCAUUAAAAGGAAAAAUUAAGCAUUAAUAAUGUUAAAAGUUAGGCUGGACAGGCUCACGUUCAUGUUCAGAGGUGAGAUUUUGGUGAUGGUGGCUUGUCCAGCUUGGCAGCAGUGACAAUCCCAAAUGGCUUGGCAGAGGGCUGCCUCUUGCAGAGUAUGUGAACAAACUUGGCAAAAAUAUGAUUUGCUGCUUAAGGUGCCAUUUUGAAUUUUUGUCAAAAUAACUCUCUGAAAUAUUGGCCUGUGUGCAGAACAGUUUAGGGUGUCUUUUGUACCAUUUGUGUUUGCAACUGGAUUCUCUCACCCUGUCUGAGGGUCAGCACUGGGCCUCCCUUUCUCCUCCUUCCCACUCAGUGAAUUCUGUCCAGCUGUCUUUUCACAGGUUUACCAUAGGCUUGAUUGAACUGGGAGAGAUAAUUCAUUUAUACUGAUGUAUUUAGAUGUAUAUCAGGCUUUUUGCAAACACUGGCCAAUGCUGCCUUCUGUUAUAUUUUUCAAAGCCACCUGUGUCACUUUGCCCUUGCAGGUAUCCCACAGUCUUCCUCAGACAAAAGAAAUUACUCAGAACAUGUAUCCCAUUUAGUAGGUUCUCCUCAGUGUAGGUGAGCUUUCACUUUUGUCUGCAUCUUCUCUUUUGAGCUUAUGUGAGGUGCCCUUGGU
This is a messenger RNA of Chiroxiphia lanceolata (lance-tailed manakin), 4934 nucleotides long. It is a transcript of the gene TBC1D24, whose product is annotated as TBC1 domain family member 24. Bases 1287 to 2972 code for a protein of 561 amino acids. Lineage: Eukaryota; Metazoa; Chordata; Aves; Passeriformes; Pipridae. The record is from RefSeq and is a predicted model, not a curated record. The transcript has 10 exons.